AUGGCUUUACUUUUUGGAAUUCCUAAUCCAAGACAUAGAAGAGUACAAUAUAGACAACAAAUGCGAGAUGCUGAAGACCCAUUCCUCAUAAGUGAUACCAAAUUUAUAAAGGACUUUAGAUUAUCAAAGGAUUGUGUGCGUUAUAUUAUAGCCAAAGUAAGGCCUUACAUGACCAUUAAACAACGGCCAAAUAGUUUAUCUUUGACAAGAAGGGUACUUAUUGCUAUACAUUUUUGUGCUGUGGGUAGCUAUCAAACUGGUAUAGGAGAAAACCCGUACAUACUUGUUUCUAGGAGUAUGGUAUCUAAAUGCCUAAAAGAAUUUACGGACGUCAUAGUAAACUAUGUUGCCAAUGAAUGGAUUCAAUUUCCAACAGCUCCUUUACAAAUUGCGAGGAAUAAACGCCGGUUUUUAGAAAAAUUUAAUAUACCAAAUACAAUUGGUGCAGUAGAUGGCACACAAAUAGCUAUUACACCACCCAAUGAAAUUGAUGAAUUGUAUCAAGAACAUUUAUAUAUUAACAGAAAACAGUAUCAUUCGAUCAAUUGUCAAAUAGUGAGUAACUUAACUGUCUUAACUAUCCAAAUUGAUAUGUACCCAAAUCUAGAGUAAGUAUUGUUAAUAAAUUGCAAGCAAAUGUUAUUCAUAGGUAACAGAUGCUGACUUAAAAAUAUUAUCAAUCAAUGCAAAAUAUCCAGGCCGUAGUCAUGAUGCAUAUAUAUGGAAGAACUCUGCUGUUCGUGCCCAUUUAUUAGAAACUAAUGCCAAUAACACAUUUCUCAUUGGUAAGUUCAUAAUUAUCAUAGAAGUAUAUAUAUUUUUA
Molecule: messenger RNA, 823 nt
Organism: Myzus persicae (green peach aphid)
Lineage: Eukaryota; Metazoa; Arthropoda; Insecta; Hemiptera; Aphididae
Product: putative nuclease HARBI1
Exons: 4
Coding region: 1-612 (203 amino acids)
Source: RefSeq, a predicted model, not a curated record